GUGGACGGAGAAAGAAGCCAUCACGACCCGAGGGAUAUGGUGUAUAAAACGAGGCGGUUGAUAAUUUCAAUUCAGCACGUCUUGGACCUGGACGACUACCACUCCUUGUUGGUGGGGGACUCGUCCAACGGAAGGAGGGGAAGCUCAAAGCUUUUUCUCGAAAGACGACUGAAGCGUGUACCGAGUGAUCGAAUAAACAACUCCACUCCUCUGUCUCUGUCUCCGCCUCUCGCUCUCUCUCUCUCUCUCUCCCCCCCUCUCCUCCUCCUCUCUCACAGGGUCUAGCAAGACACUACAUUCGCCACACCGAUCUGGCCUAACUUGCGCUGCACAUCUGCUAUGUGCGCAUCAACCCAGGCGGUGGACGGCAUAUUACGAGCCCGGGAUUGCAUCUACGUCCACAAGCAGGAAACCCAGAGACUUGGGUCCGACCCGCGAGCCGUGUCAGUUGUCGCCUCGUGGUGACAUUUGUACAUUAGAGUGUAGCAGGAGGUGUGGGACUCUCGAAGGCUGAGAAGGGCGGGGCAAUCUCCGCAUGCAGGUUCUCUGGGGCCGAACACUCUCUCGUGUACAAAGAGAUUUUCGUUUGUGUACAUGCUGCUACUCACGCAAGUAGCAGUAAAGGCAGAGAAUCUCAGCUGUGCAUAAUAAGUGAAGCUCAGCACAGCAGCGGUGGGUGGGACUUCGACACAGAAGGUUGCAGCUGCAGCUGCAGCUGCAAGUUUUUUUAAUUUUAAUUUUGAGGUUUUCCUUUUUGUUCUUUCGAAGAGAUUUUUGGUACCUCGCUCGCGGAGGUAACGAAGGUACCCAAUUCCAACGAGGUUCAGGAGAGGUCUCGUGGGCAAUUUUUGCUCGGCAAGUGGGAAGAGGGACGAUUCGGCUGGCGAAGCCAAUGCUAACGACUAUGCUUCUUCUCCGCGACCGCUCUAAAGCUUCAGGCGGGAGAUUUUCUGAUCCCACAUAUCUCAAUUCGGCCAUCUGUGUGGCACAAGCUGCGAGACCCCAUAGCUUCGAUUCGAAAUCACAGGUCGUUAGGCCUUAGCACACACUGUCCCCGUGAUAUCCUCGAUUCAGCACCGAGCGUGGAAGGGAGUACAAGUCUCGGCACCUGAGGGUGCGAAGUCCUCUGUGGAAAGAGGAAUCGAAGGUCGACGCAAUGGGUGAUCGCGCUUCAGAUGGAAUAAUUUCCACGCAGGCGGGAGUCACAGGUGUGGGUGCGGCAGAGGCCAGCGCUGCCGCUAUGCCCGAUACAGUUGCUCACGUGAAGGACCAAAACCAGCUCGAGGUGGUGAAUGGGCACAAGUUGGACAAGUCGGAUGUGGAUGAUGAGGAGGACGGCGAGGGAGCGAAGAAGGACAAGAAGAGUAAGAAGAAGAAGAAGAAGGAUGACGAGGUCGUGGAAUUGAUUUCCAUCCGCGAGCUGUUCUCGUUCGCGGACGGGCUGGAUCGGAUUCUCAUCAUAGUCGGAACAAUAGCCGCCAUCUGCAAUGGGCUGGCGCAGCCGCUCAUGACUCUGGUGUUCGGCCAACUUAUCAACGCGUUCGGCCAAAAUACUACGGACACCAAAGAGCUGGUCAGCGAAGUCGGAGCGGUGGCGUUGCGCUUUGUGUACAUUGGAACUGGGAGUGCCAUAGCUGCCUACAUUGAGGUGGCAUUUUGGAUCGUUGCAGGAGAGCGACAGGCAGCGAGAAUCAGAAGCUUGUACUUGAGGCAAAUUUUGCGACAAGAUAUUUCCUUCUUCGAUCAAGAUACUACCACUGGCGAGGUGAUUGCGAGGAUGUCGGGAGAUACAAUUCUCAUUCAAGAUGCGUUAGGAGAAAAGGUGGGCAAACUUUUGCAACUGACGUCCACCUUCUUCGGAGGAUAUGUUAUAGCAUUCAUCAAGAGUUGGAAGCUCACUCUGGUAAUGCUGGCAAUCAUGCCCAUCAUUGUCGUCACCGGUGGGCUUAUGUCCAAGUUUAUCUCGCAGCUAUCCAACAGGGGCCAGAACGCAUACGCUGGGGCAGGUUCCUUGGUUGAGCAGAUCGUGGGCUCCAUCAGGACGGUGACAUCUUACACGGGGGAGCAAAGGGCUGUGAAGAUGUACGAUGAAUCUCUGAAAGGGGCAGAAACGGCGGGCAUGCGGCAAGGUCUAGUUACUGGUGCCGGUUUUGGGUUCUUAAUAGGCACCAUGUUCAUGGCUUACGGUCUGGCUCUUUGGUACGGAGGUAUACUCGUCAGGGACGAGGGUUUAACUGGAGGCCAAGUGAUUAACGUCAUUUUCGCUGUUCUCACCGGAGCCAUGUCUUUAGGACAAACCUCUCCAUCGAUAGGAGCAGUGGCCAGUGGUCGAGCAGCAGCUUUCAAAAUGUUCCAAGUUAUAAAACGCAAGUCUGAGAUCGACGUCUUGGACAAGAGUGGUGUGGUUCCUGAGAUGUUGAAGGGUGAUGUGGAGCUCCGAAAUGUCGACUUCCACUACCCAAUGCGACCUGAUGUGCAAAUCUUCUCGAAUUUCAACCUUUUCAUACCAUCAGGAAAGACUGUGGCUCUCGUAGGAGAGAGCGGAAGUGGGAAGUCUACUGUCAUAGCUCUCGUAGAGAGAUUUUACGAUCCUCAAUCUGGUCAGGUGCUGAUUGAUGGGCUUGACAUCAAAAGCAUCCAGCUGAGGUGGUUAAGGGAGCAUAUCGGAUUGGUUAGCCAGGAGCCAGUGCUUUUUGGAACGUCCAUCAAGGAGAACAUCUCGUACGGCAAGGAAGGAGCAACCAUGGAGGAAAUUGAGCAUGCCGCAGCUCUUGCGAAUGCAGCAAAAUUCAUCAUGAGAGUUCCUCAGGGCUAUGACACCUUAGUUGGAGAACGAGGUAUACAGUUAUCUGGAGGCCAGAAGCAACGAGUAGCAAUCGCACGCGCCAUCUUGAAAAAUCCUCAAAUACUCUUGUUGGACGAGGCAACCAGUGCCUUGGAUGCAGAGUCUGAGCGGGUGGUGCAAGAAGCGCUCGAUCGGGUCAUGACCAACCGCACGACUGUUGUCGUCGCUCACAGGCUGACCACUAUCCGAAAUGCAGAUAUGAUAGCUGUUGUGCAGCGCGGUGUAAUCGUGGAAACUGGAUCACACAACGAGCUGAUACAGAAACCCAAUGGAGCCUAUUCUCAGCUCGUACAUUUGCAAGAGUUUUACGGCAAAAAGAUGACAGAAGAGGAGAGUCCUGAAGAUCCAGAUUUUGUACCUCAAUCCGAGCAGGAGGAGACAUUGAGCAGGGAUGAUAGAAAAAGCGGAAGUUUUAGAUCAUCUUUCACCCUUCCCGCAACUAAUGUGGUUAGAAGGUCCAUGAGCAAGGGUGGCAGUACGAGGAAUUCCUUCAGCCGUGAUGGGAGCGUAAGGCGCAGUGAAACCUUCGGGGGAUCAUUGAAAGGUUCCAGGAAGUACGAUGAUGUCGACCCUGAGAGAGCUCAGCCGAAAAAGAAUGAAGUAGUCGAGGUGUCCAUUCUUCGGCUGGCUCAGUUGAACAGGCCAGAGCUGCCUCUGUUCUUGGUCGGUUCAAUCGGAGCAGCUUGUUCGGGCUUGACCUUCCCAGUCUUCGGGCUUCUGCUGUCCAGUGUCAUCACAGCCUUCUUUGAGCCCGUGGACAAGAUGCAGAAGGACGUGAAUUUCUGGGCCAUUAUGUUCGUCGUUCUGGGUGUCGGAGUCAUGGUUGCAACUCCCGUGCAGCAGUGGAGCUUCGCAAUCGUCGGACACAAGUUGAUUCGACGCAUCCGCCGUCUCACGUUCCAAAAGAUUCUUCAGCAAGAGAUCAACUAUUUCGACCAGGAGGAAAAUUCCAGCGGCGCUAUCGGUUCACGGUUGUCAGGGGAUGCUUCGGCAGUACGCAGUUUGGUUGGAGAUGCCCUGUCUCUCCUGAUGCAAAAUCUCUCCACCAUCACCGCAGGACUGGUCAUAGCCUUCACUGCAAGCUGGCAGUUGGCUUUGAUCGUCAUCGCUGCGGUUCCUCUCUUAGGGGUGCAAGGCUACGUCCAGAUUAAGUGGAUGCAAGGCUUUGCCGAGGAUGCUAAGGUGCUGUACGAGGACGCCAGCCGCGUUGCCAACGAUGCCGUCAGCAGCAUCCGGACGGUGGCGUCAUUCUGUGCCGAGGACCGGAUCUGCAGCUUGUACGAAGAGAAAUGCCAAGAGCCCGUGAAGACUGGCACGCGCCAAGGUUUGAUUGCUGGAAUGGCCCUGGGCUUCUCCAACUUCGUCAUGUUCAGCACCUACGCCUUGUGUUUCUGGGCUGGUGGCAAACUCGUGGACAACGGAACUCUGACCUUCAAGCAAGUGUUCAGGGUAUUCUUUGCCAUCACUCUGAGCGCUGUGGGCGUGACCCAAACGGCCGGACUCGCGCCGGAUUUCACCAAAGUCAAAACCGCCGUCAACUCGAUUUUCAAAGUCCUCGACAGGAAAUCAGAGAUCGACCCUUACGAAGUGUCGGGUCUGAAGCCGGACCAAGUUCGUGGCGAGAUCGGGUUCCAACACGUCUCGUUCUUCUACCCCACGAGACCCGACGUCCAAAUCUUCCAAGAUCUGUGCUUCAAGAUUCCAGCCGGCCAGACCAUGGCGCUGGUGGGAGAGAGCGGGAGCGGGAAGUCGACGGUCAUCUCGUUGAUCGAGCGGUUCUACAACCCGCAGGCGGGAGUGAUCACCGUCGACGGCGCGGACAUCAAGACGCUGAACCUGAAGUGGCUGCGGCAGCAGAUCGGGCUGGUGAGCCAGGAGCCCGUGCUGUUCAACCAGAGCAUCGCCUGGAACAUCCGGUACGGCCGGGAAGGCGACAUCAGCGAAGACGAGGUGGUGGCCGCGGCGACCAGCGCCAAUGCCCACCGGUUCAUCAGCGCUCUGCCCGACGGGUACAAGACCAAGGUGGGCGAGCGGGGAGCGCAGCUGUCGGGUGGCCAGAAGCAGCGCGUGGCCAUCGCCCGGGCCAUCCUGAAGGACCCGCGGAUCCUGCUGCUGGACGAGGCCACCAGCGCCCUGGACGCCGAGUCCGAGCACGUGGUUCAGGAGGCUCUGGACCGGAUCAUGGUCGACCGCACCACGGUCGUGGUCGCUCACCGGCUGUCGACCAUCCGGAACGCCGACAUCAUCGGCGUGGUCAAGAACGGUGUCAUCGUCGAGCAGGGUCGCCACGAUGACCUCAUCGCUCGGCCGAACGGCGCGUAUGCCUCUCUGGUGAAGCUGCACAUGUCCACCGCGUAAGUACAACUGCGAUCGGUACCACGUCCAUCACCUUGGGCUACUGCGAUUGGGGCCUACCUCUUUUGGUUUCAUCCAUGAAGGACUUGAUGGGGUCUUCCCAUCCUUCUUUGCUACGAGAGUAGGAGAGAGGGCGAAGGACAGAGAGAGACCUCGAGGUUUCGUACACUUAUAGAUUAUAGAGCCGAUCCAUCUUGUAGGUAAUACACUAGAAAACCCCACCGGAGAACCACUCGGCCAUGAAGUCUUUAGUAACCAGGACUGAGUUAUUUUCUGAAUUUUUGAAUCCUUGUGCAGGAGCCACGAUUGGGUUUUAGAGAAAUAACCCUCUUACCUGGAUCAAGCCUUAUUUGAGUAGAGCAUAAUUUCCAAUUCACUUGAGUCUAUAGCAACUAGCUUGCCUCAUCCUCCCAAGAACUGCCACGUUUGUCUCAUACAGCGUAAUCACAGUGGCAUUUGUUAUGUACACGAACUAAAACCCAACAGCACAUUGAGAUGAAUAAAAUGACCAACCCGGGGGAUUUUCUCCCCUUUUCGCGGUUUCAGUCU
This is a messenger RNA of Marchantia polymorpha subsp. ruderalis, 5749 nucleotides long. The record is from the annotation of a GenBank genome assembly. Lineage: Eukaryota; Viridiplantae; Streptophyta; Marchantiopsida; Marchantiales; Marchantiaceae.